AUGGGGGACAUUGUGGAGGAAUUGAGGCGCCUGAACAACAGCCUGUCCUCUGGAGCAGUGCCGGAUGCUCUCCAGGAUGUGGCUGGAAACUCUGCAGCCACAAUCACCAGCCUGGGUGAGCUGCAGAACACCACGGCAGAACUAGUGGGGGAGAGAACUCAUAUAGAGGAGAAGCCAUUUUCCUGUCCUGAGUGCAGGAAAUGUUUUGUAAAUAAAUCAGAACUUGUCACACAUCAAAGGUCUCACACAGAGGAGAAGCCGUAUUCCUGUUCUGAGUGCUGGAAAUCUUUUUUACAAAAAUCUUUACUUGUCAGACAUCAGAGAUCUCACACGGGGGAGAAGCCAUUUUCCUGUCCUGAGUGUGGAAAAUGUUUUUCAGAUAAGUGCGGUCUUAAUCAUCAUCAGAGAUUGCACACACCUGAGAAACUUUUUUCCUGUAAUGAGUGUGGGAAAUGCUUUACAUGGAAGUACAAUCUUCAUAUUCACCAGAGAUCACACACAGGUGAGAAGCCUUAUUCCUGUUCUGAGUGUGGAAAAUGUUUUGCAGUAAAAUCAGUUCUGGUCUCACAUCAGAUGUCUCACACAGAGGAAAAGCCGCAUUCCUGUCCUGAGUGCGGUAAAUGUUUUUCACAGAAGUCCAACCUUUACAGACAUCAGAGAUCUCACAAGGGGGAAAAGCCCUAUUCCUGUCUUGAGUGCAGAAAAUGUUUUUCAGACAUGUCCUAUUUUCAUAAACAUCAGAAAUUGCACACAGGUGAGAAUCUGUAUUUCUGUUCUGAGUGCGGAAAAGGUUUUAUACAAAAACAAGAACUUGCCAUACAUCAGAGGUCUCACACGAAGGAAAAGCCGUAUUCCUGUUCUGAGUGCGGAAAAGGUUUUAUACAAAAACAAGAACUUGUCAUACAUCAGAGGUCUCACACGAAGGAAAAGCCGUAUUCCUGUCCUGAGUGCGGGAAAUGUUUUUCACAGAAGCCCCAUCUUUCCAGACAUAAGAAAUCUCACACAGGGGAAAAGCCCUACUCCUGUCCUGAGUGCAGAAAAUGUUUUGCAGAAAAGUGGCAUCUUCGUAGUCAUCAGAGAUCGCACACAGGCGAGAAGCCGUUUUCCUGCUCUGAGUGCGGGAAAUGUUUUGCACAACAAUCAGGACUUGUCUCACAUCAGAGAUCUCACACGGGGGAAAAG
Molecule: messenger RNA, 1182 nt
Organism: Rana temporaria (common frog)
Lineage: Eukaryota; Metazoa; Chordata; Amphibia; Anura; Ranidae
Product: oocyte zinc finger protein XlCOF6.1-like
Exons: 2
Biological process (GO): regulation of transcription by RNA polymerase II
Molecular function (GO): DNA-binding transcription factor activity; RNA polymerase II cis-regulatory region sequence-specific DNA binding
Source: RefSeq, a predicted model, not a curated record